Cricetulus griseus (Chinese hamster) is the source of this 2081-nucleotide messenger RNA. The record is from RefSeq and is a predicted model, not a curated record. Lineage: Eukaryota; Metazoa; Chordata; Mammalia; Rodentia; Cricetidae.
GCUUGAAACUCACCGCAGAUCAUUGGCUUGAAGCAUCUGAACGGAAACGGAAGUAGGCUCACAUCUUUUGAAGAUGAGUUCCACUACCUUGGAAGUUCCGAAAGCAGUGCCAGAGGAGAAAACAGCCGAAGGAGAGAAAACGCCAAAAUCUCGGCUUAGUUCGUUUUCUUGGCUGUCGAAAGCUAAUUUGUUUAUGAAAAUGCCCUGCGCGUGUAACCGGAACAACUGGAGGCGAUGGAUCCGACCCCUGCUCGUACUUAUUUAUGUAGUUUCCAUCCUGAUCUCGGUUCCCCUGUGUAUUUGGGAACUUCAGAAACUGAAGGUUGGAAUACACACUAAAGCAUGGUUUAUUGCUGGUAUCUUUCUGCUGCUGACGAUACCUGUGUCCCUCUGGGGGAUUCUGCAACAUUUGGUGCAUUACACACAACCCGAACUUCAAAAACCUAUUAUAAGGAUUCUUUGGAUGGUCCCAAUAUACAGUUUGGAUAGUUGGUUGGCUUUGAAAUAUCCCAAAAUUGCCAUAUACGUGGAUACCUGGAGGGAGUGUUAUGAAGCGUACGUCAUUUAUAACUUUAUGAUAUUCCUUAACAACUACCUAACCAUCCGAUUCCCAAACGUGAUGUUACACCUGGAAGCUAAAGACCAGCAACAGCAUCUCCCUCCACUAUGCUGCUGUCCACCGUGGGCUAUGGGAGAAAUGCUGCUCUUUCGAUGCAAACUAGGAGUAUUGCAGUACACUGUGGUCAGACCAAUUACCACUGUUACAGCAUUGAUAUGUGAGAUUGUUGGUGUCUACGAUGAAGGGAACUUUAGUUUCUCCAACGCUUGGACUUACUUGGUUAUAAUAAAUAAUUUGUCACAACUGUUUGCCAUGUACUGUCUCCUGCUGUUUUACAAAGUGCUAAAGGAAGAACUCAGCCCUAUACAACCUGUUGGCAAAUUUCUUUGUGUCAAACUCGUAGUCUUUGUCUCGUUCUGGCAAGCAGUACUUAUAGCUUUGUUGGUUAAGGUUGGCGUUAUUUCAGAAAAGCGUACGUGGGAAUGGCAAAGUGCGGAAGCUGUGGCCACAGGCUUGCAGGAUUUCAUCAUCUGCAUCGAAAUGUUCUUUGCGGCGAUAGCCCAUCAUUACUCCUUUUCCUAUAAACCCUACGUGCAAGAGGCAGAGGAAGGCUCAUGCUUUGACUCUUUCCUUGCUAUGUGGGAUGUGUCGGAUAUCAGAGAUGAUAUUUCUGAACAAGUAAGACGAGUUGGGAGAACAAUGCGAGGUUAUCCAAAAAAAAAAUGUUUUCCUGAAGACCCGGAGCACACUGAACACACAAGCCUGCUUUCCUCAUCGUCACAAGAUGCAGUUUCUGCAGGUUCAAAGCCGUCCUCCCCCCUGGGCCAGUAUCAGGGCUUUGGACACACGAUUACUCCACAGAAUGUGGCUGCUGCAUCCAAACUAUGUGAAGACAUCAUGAUUGAUCUCCCAGAAGAGCAGGAGCCUUCUGAUGCAGGCCAACAAGAAGACUCAGAAGACACAGUUACUUCACAGGAUACACUUUCUACAGCCAGGCUGUGUGAAGAUGACAUCCAAGAAGAGCAGGAGCCCCCCGACACAUCAACGGACUCUUAAAGUUGCCACAAUCCUCUUUGUGUAUAGGCUCAAGAUCUGGACAGUUCAAAAUGUUGGAAAAUUUCAAAGAUAGGCAAAAACCAGAUAUAACUACUAUAUAUAAUAUACACACACAUAUAAUACUAAUAUACACAUGUUAGUAUAUAUAUUUGUAUGUUUUAUAUAUCACAAAUAACAUUUAAAUUUCCUAGGCUUUGGCUUUCUUAAACUGCUAUGGCAUCAUAAAUUCAAACAGUAAGUAACAACUUCAGCUAAACACUCUUGUAUUUCACAAGAGGAUGGAAAAUUGAAAAAAAAAAAAUCAGUGCUUCUUACCACUGCAUGAAUGUAAUGCUCUGGACUGAAAAUGAAAAUGUACAUAUAAAUUCAGAUUAAUUUAAUUUAAUCAUAAUCAUGUGCCAUUUAAGUUUACAUAAUUAUACUUAAAUUACAUGUCUUUCAAUAAAUGCAAUACCAUUUUCUGAAA